Beauveria bassiana ARSEF 2860 is the source of this 1716-nucleotide messenger RNA. RefSeq names its product Bicarbonate transporter. Lineage: Eukaryota; Fungi; Ascomycota; Sordariomycetes; Hypocreales; Cordycipitaceae. Bases 1 to 1716 code for a protein of 571 amino acids. Gene Ontology annotation, cellular component: fungal-type vacuole; plasma membrane. The transcript has 3 exons. Gene Ontology annotation, molecular function: borate efflux transmembrane transporter activity; solute:inorganic anion antiporter activity. Gene Ontology annotation, biological process: borate transport; transmembrane transport; monoatomic anion transport. The record is from RefSeq and is a predicted model, not a curated record.
AUGGCACGACCAGGCGAUUAUAAGCCCCCUGUCACAGCACAGGUCAGUGGUGCCGAAUACGAGUCUGGUCACGGAGGUGUUCUUGAACCUGAGCAAGGACAAGGGGUUCGAGUCACAUCGUGGACACGGCAUUUUGCUAAGGGCGGUCGCCUGCGUCCAUUUCGCCUCCUGAAGGUCGAUUUUCGGAACUUGAGGGGGAGGUACGUGUCGGACUGGGCAAUUUUUAACCAGCAGGUUCUCGCCAGUGCCGUCUAUGUUUUCUUCACCAACCUUCUACCUGGCAUCACAUUUGCUAGUGACCUGUACGUCCUCACUGGCAAUUCCUGGGGAACCAUAGAGGUGGUAUUCAGCACUGGCUUGUGUGGCUUGGCCUUUGCAUUACUCAGUGCGCAACCACUGUGCAUAUUAGGCGUAACUGGACCAUUUUCUGUUCUCGCAGAGAAUAUCUACAAACUAUGCAAUGAGCACUUCCACGUUGAUUUUCUGUCAGUCAUGGCUUGGUCACUCAUCCAUGCCGGCUGGAUGCACUUCCUCUUAGCCUUAUUCAAUGCUCACGAUUGGACCAUGCAAUAUGUCACACAUUUUACUGCCGACAUAUUCUCACUGCUGAACAGUGUCAUCUACUUCCACAAAGCAGCUCUCGAGCUAAAACGCACACACUCGCAUGUGUCUUUAGCAGCCUUUCUCUAUGCAGUGAUCGGCGCGUUCGGAACAUGCAUUCUAGCUAUCCUCUUCUCGACGGCGAACUCGUGGCAACCGCUAUUUCAUCGCUACGUUCGACUAGGGCUAUCCGAGUAUGCGGCAGCAAUAUCGAUCAUUCUCUGGAUAGGCAUUCCACGCAUUGGGGAACUUGCCUCUCUGGAUCACGAACGUCUGGAAAUCCAGACAAGCUUCCGCCCAACCGACCCCAAUCGCGACACGUUCUUCGUCAAAUUCUGGAAACUACCUGUAGAGUGGAUUUUUCUUUCUAUUAUACCAGGGGCCAUUAUAACGGUGUUGUUUUAUUUUGAUCACGAGAUCAGCAGCAUUAUUUGUACUGUUCACCGGUACGGCAUCCGCAAGCCUGGUGGCUUUGCCUGGGACAUUGUUCUUUUGGGUAUCACAACAACGCUCUGUGGAAUUCUUGGUAUCCCACCUGCCAACGGACUUCUUCCACAGGCACCACUGCAUUCGGAAUCAUUGAUGCACUACGUGGAAGCCGACGCUGCUGACAUGGAGCUACGUGGAGACAAUACGCCACCUCAGGUUGCCAGAACAUACGAACAGCGUUUCUCUCCGUUCUUACAGGCAGCUUUCAUUAUGAUAUUUGUUUCUCCACCAUUCCAGAAAGUUCUCGGUUUAACACCGACAUCUGUCCUGGCUGGUCUCUUCAUGUUUAUGGGCUAUCAAAGCCUCACUGUGAACCCAAUUCUUCAAAGAGUCGCCAAGCUCUUGACACCGUCGAGUGAAUUGCCACCUCUGGCGUUCAACGUAACUUGGCUGGGAAUGCAUACAUUUACUGUCACACAAAUCAUCAUAACUGGUAUUAUCUUCGGCGUUACGUUAACAGUGGCAGCUCCAGCUUUUCCGUUGAUCAUCAUCGCACUGGUCCCAUUGCGACUUGCACUUAUGAAUAAGGUGUGGUCCCAAGAAACUCUACGCGCCGUUGACGGAUGGGCUUGCCGCCCUGGCAAGCCAGAGGACUUGAGUGAAAAGGCAACCGUUGCCGAUCCAUGA